Molecule: messenger RNA, 1410 nt
Organism: Nerophis lumbriciformis (worm pipefish)
Lineage: Eukaryota; Metazoa; Chordata; Actinopteri; Syngnathiformes; Syngnathidae
Product: keratin, type I cytoskeletal 18
Cellular component (GO): cytoskeleton
Molecular function (GO): structural molecule activity
Source: RefSeq, a predicted model, not a curated record
AUGGCCUCCAGCUUGUCACUGCGGGGUUACUCGGUGAGCCGCCAGCCGUCUUUCUCCUGCCGCUCCCUGAUGGACACGGGCCGCUCCCGCUCCCGCGCCUCCGUCUCCUUCUCCGCCGCCGGCCCGCCGGUCCGCUCGGCCUCCGUCGGCCACGACCUCAACAGCCCGACUGGUCUCCAGCUCAACGGGCUGCACGGCAGCGACGAGAAGGAGGCCAUGCAGAGCCUGAACAGCCGCCUGGCCAAGUACCUGGACAAGGUGCACACGCUGGAGCGCUCCAACGCCGACUUGGAGUCCAAGAUCCAGCAGCUGAUGAUGGCGCGCGUCCCCAAAGGCCACGACCUGGACUCCAUGAUGGUUCAGGCUCACGUGGUAGAGCAAGAGGUGAGGAAGAAGACCUUGGAAAACGCCCGUCUGAUGUUGGAGAUGGACAACGCCAAGCUGGCGGCCGACGACUUCAGAGUCAAGUGGGAGAUGGAGCUGGUCAUGUGUCAGUCGGUGGAGCGAGACUGUGUGGCGCUGAAGAAAGCCAAGGUGGAGCACGAGCAGAUCAUCGCCUCGCUCAGAGGAGAUCUGGACAGCCUGAAGGAGGAGCUCUACUUCCUCAGGAGGAACCACCAGGAGGAACUGGAGCAGAUGAAGUCCCGCAUCGCCAAAGACGAGGUCAACGUGGAGGUGGACUCGGCCCAGGGACCGGAGCUGGGAACCAUCCUGUCUGACCUGAGGAUCCAGUACGAGGGGAUUGUGAAGAAAAACAAGGAACAUGCUGAGCACUGGUACCGCAAGAAGCUGGAGGCGGUGCAGAACGAUGUCAAGGAGAGCAACGAGGCCCUGAGAGGCGCCCGGGGCGAGCUGGUGGAGAGGCAACGCUUCCUCCAAAACCUGGAAGUGGAGCUGGAGAGUUUCCACAAGCAGGUCGCCGCCUUGGACGGGAACUUGGACGAGACGGGUCUCAAGUACUCGAGCGAGAUGGAGCGUCUGCAGGUCACCCUCAACCAGCUGGAGGAAGACCUCUCGCAGCUGCGGCUGGACAUGCAGCGCACCAAGACCGACUACGAGCAUCUGCUCCGCAUCAAGCAGAACCUGGAGAUGGAGAUCGCCACCUACAGGCGUCUGCUGGAGGGCGAGGAAAGUCUUAAGGAAGUUCCUCCGCCACCAAAAAAGGAGCCCGAAGUUCGCACCAGGAAGAUCGUGAAGGUGGUGACCCAGACCAUGGUCAACGGCAAGGUGGUGGACGAGUCCAGCGAGGUGGAGCAAAUCGAGGAGACCAAGAAAUAGAAGGUUGUGUAGGAUACAAAAAAAUGAAAUAUUAUUCAUGGAAUAGAGCGCCUUCAAGAAGCUGAUACGCAGUAGUUGUGCAUGCUAACACCAACCUUGGAUUAGACUGAAGUACAUGAUAUAAGUAUUCGA